Messenger RNA from Mytilus trossulus (common blue mussel), 1758 nucleotides. RefSeq names its product tektin-2-like. Bases 79 to 1347 code for a protein of 422 amino acids. The transcript is spliced from 6 exons. Lineage: Eukaryota; Metazoa; Mollusca; Bivalvia; Mytilida; Mytilidae. Gene Ontology annotation, biological process: cilium assembly; cilium movement involved in cell motility. Gene Ontology annotation, cellular component: microtubule cytoskeleton; nucleus. The record is from RefSeq and is a predicted model, not a curated record.
ACAGCAUAUUGGUUAGAAACUGAAAGCAAUCACAUAAUAAACUAACCGAGUGCAAUAGACAAGCAGAUUUUAGGCAAAAUGGCAACAGAACUAAGAUCCACAACUCGGUAUCAGCCUCCAGAUUGGUUUACCAGUAACUACACAAUCUCAACCAAUGCUGAGAGGCAGAGAGAUGCAUCUGGUCAAGUUCGUCAGGAAAGCAGAUUUCUCAGGAAUGAAACUGAUAACCAAACAAAAUGGGAUCAACAUUCCAAUAAUGUGAGGCUUGGAGACCGAGUAGAUAAUAUCAGGACAUGGAAAGAAAUCUUAGAAAAGACAUUAGCUGAUAUUGACAAAGAAAUUGCUGACCUUUCAGAAGCAAAAGAACUUACAGAAGAAUCUUUAGAAGCUAAAAAUUUGCCAACAGAUGUUGCAAUUGAAUGUCUAACAUUAAGAGAAGGAAGACAACAUAUUGAUGUAGUUCAAGAUGAAGUAGAAAACCAGUUACAUAAGGAAGUUGAAGUAAUUGAUGGUAUCAAGAAAGCACUACAGUCAAGGAUUGGAGAUGCAUUUGAACAAUUGUGUUUACUCCAAGAGGCUCGUCAACAGAUACAGGCUGAUUUACAAGAUAAAAAUAUUGCACUUGGUAUUGAUAUUGACCAGUAUAAUUUAACAGAUAGAUCAUCUAACAUCAGUUUCAAACCAGAUUCCCUCCGUGUUCCCAAAGGAAGCACAACUCCCCAACAGUGGGAAGAUUUUUCCAGAUAUAACAAAGAUCGUGCUGAAGCAGAAAUGAAAUCAUCAACUCGUCUACGUGAGGCAAUCCAUCACACACUCCAACAAACUGCCAAUGAUUUAGAAGCCCAGAAAAUUGCAACAGAAUAUGCAUACAGAAGAAGGAUCCAUGAAUUUGAGCGGGCAAAGGAUGAACUGGAUUGGCAAAAGAAAAAUACUGAGGAAGAAAUCGCUGAACUUGAAAAUGAUAUUCGAGGUAUUGAGGAGAAGAUUCGUGCUAAGGAUGCACCAAUGAAACUUGCCCAGACUCGUUUGGAGAACAGGACAUACCGUCCAAAUGUAGAAUUAUGUAGAGAUGCUCCACAGUAUGGUCUAACUGAUGAAGUUAAACAAUUGGAGGCAACAAAGAGAGCUCUGGAAGAAAAAUGUAAACAAGCAAAACAUGCACUUGAUGGUUUGGAGAACAAUCUUCACAGAAUCAAUGACGAUCUAGCCCUCAAGAUUAAUUCAUUAAACCUUGAUAACAGAUGUAUGGAUGUCCGUAAAAAACUUCAAGUUAAACCACAAUCUGAACUAGAAAGAAAUUUAACACUUACUGGAAUGCAGCGACAGAAAUCAGCAGUUCUAGCAUAAACAAUCAAGAGAGCUCAAGUUUUUUUAACAGUAUUUAUUGACAGAUGUUCAAAAAUAUCCGUCCAUGCUAUGGAUUUGUUUCUUUUAUCAUUAUUUGUUCAUUAUUUGUAUCGUUUAUGUAUAUCUGAAAUUUGUUAUUACACUUACAAAUUAGUCUUUCACAGUAUGUGUGUUUGUUCAUUUUGAUUGCAUAUUUACAUAUAUUUUCUUAUCAGCUUUCUUUUAGUUUUUGAACACUGACAAUUUUUAACUUUUUAAAGUUUAUGAACUGUUUUUUUUUAUAUUAUAUCGGAAAGAUCAUGCCAAUUUGAUAGAUUAAAGAUUUAAAAUAAAAAAUCUGUGAGUGCUUAAAAGUAAAUCAAUAUAUAUGUAAUAUAUGAACAAUAAAUUUGUUUUUAUCUUGAAUCAAAA